GGGAGGAUGGAUGUGCGUGCGUGAGGAGGGCUGUGUCCCUGUCAGUGUGUGCGGGGCGGGUGGAUGUGUGUGUGUGUGUGUGCGGGGAGGUUGUACCCGCCCGUGCGAGGGGCGGCGUGUGCCUGUGAGGGAGUGCGAGGGGCGCUGCCUGCGCCCGCCCGCCACGCUCCGCUUCGCCUGGGGCCCGGCUGCCGCCGAGGGGCGGCGGGAGGCGGCGGGGGCGGCCAGCAGCACCGCGGCGGGGACACCCGCCUUUUUGGGACGCGGCUGGCAGCCCUGCCCGCCGCCCGCCCGCCCGCCGCCGGGGCCAGGACCGCCAUGCCGCGCCCGCCGAGCCCUGCCCGCCGCCGGCCCCGCGGCUCGGCGCCGCCGGCAGCGGCGUAGCGCGCCCGCCUGGGGCGCUCGGGCCGGGCAACGCGGGCGGGGCGGCAUGGGGGCUCCCCCCCCCGCGGCGCUGGGCGCGGAGGGGAUUACAAAUGAGCGGAGCGGCCCGGCGCCCCGGGACCGCGGGCACCCCGGCAUGUAGAGCCUGACGGAGCGGCGCGGAGGUUGCCCGGUCACUAUGAACAAUGGCCCAGCUAUACUACAAAAAGGUAAACUAUUCACCGUACAGAGAUCGGAUCCCAUUACAGAUCGUGCGAGCAGAGGCAGAGCUCUCAGCGGAAGAGAAGGCCUACCUCAGCGCUGUGGAGAAGGGGGACUAUGCCAGUGUGAAACAUGCCUUGCAAGAGGCAGAGAUCUACUACAACAUCAAUAUUAACUGUAUGGAUCCUCUUGGUCGCAGUGCCCUUUUAAUAGCCAUAGAGAAUGAAAAUCUGGAGAUCAUGGAGUUGCUUUUGAGCCACAGUGUGUAUGUGGGAGAUGCUCUGCUGUAUGCAAUACGGAAAGAGGUGGUGGGAGCUGUGGAGCUGCUGCUGAAUUACAGGAAGCCGAGUGGUGAAAAACAGGUUCCAACCUUGAUGAUGGACACACAGUUUUCAGAAUUCACUCCAGAUAUCACCCCAAUAAUGCUGGCGGCUCACACCAACAACUAUGAAAUCAUCAAACUGCUUGUCCAAAGACGGGUAACAAUUCCACGCCCACACCAGAUCAGAUGCAACUGUGUGGAAUGUGUCUCCAGUUCAGAGGUAGACAGCCUGAGGCAUUCCAGGUCAAGGCUGAACAUCUACAAAGCCUUAGCCAGCCCAUCGUUGAUUGCCUUAUCAAGCGAGGACCCCAUCUUGACGGCCUUCCGACUGGGCUGGGAGUUGAAGGAGCUCAGCAAAGUGGAAAAUGAGUUCAAGGCUGAAUAUGAAGAGCUUUCACAGCAGUGCAAGCGUUUUGCUAAGGACCUUUUGGAUCAAGCACGGAGUUCCCGAGAAUUGGAGAUCAUUCUCAAUCACAGAGAUGAUCAAAGCGAAGAGUUGGAUCCACAAAAAUGUCAUGAUUUGGCAAAGCUAAAGGUAGCAAUAAAGUAUCACCAGAAAGAGUUUGUUGCUCAGCCAAACUGCCAGCAGCUACUAGCAACACUUUGGUAUGAUGGUUUUCCAGGAUGGAGGCGGAAACACUGGGCAGUAAAACUCUUGACUUGUGUCACCAUUGGACUGCUAUUUCCUGUGCUAUCCGUGGCAUAUCUGAUUGCACCGAAGAGCAGGCUGGGACUGUUCAUUAAAAAGCCAUUUAUAAAGUUUAUCUGCCACACCGGCUCUUACCUAACCUUCCUCUUCAUGCUUCUGCUGGCAUCGCAGCACAUCGUCAGGACUGACCUUCACAUGCAGGGACCACCUCCCACCAUCGUGGAGUGGAUGAUCCUGCCCUGGGUUCUAGGUUUUAUCUGGGGAGAAAUCAAGGAAAUGUGGGAUGGUGGAUUCAAUGAGUAUGUUCAUGACUGGUGGAAUCUGAUGGAUUUUGCAAUGAACUCACUCUAUCUUGCAACUAUCUCCCUUAAAAUUGUUGCCUACGUAAAGUAUAACGGUUCUCGUCCAAGGGAGGAAUGGGAAAUGUGGCACCCGACUCUCAUUGCAGAAGCCCUCUUUGCAAUAUCCAACAUUUUAAGUUCCUUGCGUCUCAUAUCCCUGUUUACAGCAAAUUCACACCUGGGACCCUUGCAGAUUUCUCUGGGACGCAUGCUGCUAGACAUCCUUAAAUUCCUUUUUAUCUACUGUCUGGUGCUUCUGGCUUUCGCCAAUGGACUGAACCAGCUUUAUUUUUAUUAUGAGACCAGUGCCUCGGAGGAACCCAACAACUGCAAGGGGAUCCGAUGUGAGAAACAGAACAAUGCCUUCUCCACACUUUUCGAGACCCUCCAGUCACUCUUCUGGUCUGUGUUCGGUCUGCUGAAUCUCUACGUCACCAACGUGAAAGCCAGACAUGAGUUCACAGAAUUUGUUGGGGCCACUAUGUUUGGGACCUACAACGUCAUCUCCCUUGUUGUGUUGCUGAACAUGCUCAUAGCCAUGAUGAACAACUCCUACCAGCUCAUUGCCGACCACGCAGAUAUCGAGUGGAAGUUUGCACGGACGAAGCUCUGGAUGAGUUACUUUGAUGAAGGUGCCACUCUGCCCCCUCCUUUUAACAUUGUCCCAAGUCCCAAGUCAGUCUGGUACCUUUGCAAGUGGAUUCACAAUCAGCUGUGCCCAGGCAACGACUCUGACAAUGAACAGAAGAGGCAUGAAAACCUCAAAACAUUCACAGAACGUCACGCUGACAACCUGAUUCAGAAUCAACAUUACCAGGAAGUGAUAAGAAAUCUUGUGAAAAGAUAUGUUGCAGCAAUGAUAAGAACUUCCAAAACCAACGAAGGUUUAACUGAAGAAAAUUUCAAGGAAUUAAAACAGGACAUCUCAAGUUUUCGCUAUGAAGUUCUUGACCUCUUGGGAAAUAGGAAGCCCCAGAGGAGAAGUUACUCUACCAGCAGCACCGAGGUGUCCCAAAAGGAUGAAGCAAAUGAAGAUGGUGCUGGAGAAAAAUCCAAAGCCAAGAGUGUGUCUUUCAAUGUAGCCAACAAAAAAAAGGACUUCAAUGUAUCUGCUCUAAUUAAAACUAUGUCCGGGAUCAAUAUGGUGGAAGAGAAGCCAAAAAGCAAUGGGAUCAGUAAGCGCUCCUUUGUCCGAAAUGGAAAUAGAGUUCAGAGACUUUCCAGCUCCAAGAAGGAGUCCUUUAAGAGACUGGGCCUGCUUUUCUCCAAGAUGAACGGACACGUACCUGAACCAAAUUCAGAACCCAUGUACACUAUUUCAGAUGGAAUUAUUCAGCCACACUACAUGUGGAAAGACAUUAAAUAUUCUCAGAUUGAUAAAGAGAGAGAAGAGAAUUGUUCCAAAAGUGAAAUUAACCUCAAUGAGGUGGACUACAGUGGGAACACAAGACUUACAGGACAGAGCAAGGAGUGCCCUGUGGUUUGUACCAGCUCCCUUCACUGUGCUUCCAGUAUUUGUUCCUCUAAUUCCAAACUUAUAGACUCGUCAGAGGAUGUGUUUGAUUCAUGGGGAGAGGCUUGUGACUUGUUUAUAAACCAGUGGAAAGAUGGGCAGGAGGAUCACGUUACAACUCGGCUAUAAGUAAAGCUAUCUUAACACUCGCUGGAAAACUUAGCCAAUUAUUUGUAAUUGUUUGCUCUCAUCUGAUUCAGCGUUACUAUUUCCUUUCUAUCCACAGGUGAAAAAAAAAAGUGUAAAACUACUUAUGUUAGCCUAUUUUAUAGCCAUCUGCACCUUUUUUAAUUUACUUUUUUCUACACUCACAAGUACUAAACUAAAGCUUUCACCAUUUAUAAGGUCACUAUAAACCACAGGAAUCCCCUUGGAUGCAGUCUUAGUCUUAAAACCCCACAGACUUCAGACACACUGGUGGCCGAGUAAAGGAUUUCUCCAGUGCUCUCAUCGUCAUCCCGCUGCCGCUGGGUUAUCACUGCUGCUCUCCAACGCGAUCGGCUCUGUGUCCUGCUCGAUCUUCCUCAUCAACCCAACCAGCUGGUGAGCAGUGGCUUAGCAGGAGGCUGAGAAUCAUACUUAAAAUCAUUUUAGAAAUGGUUUCAACUUAUAACUGGCUUUUUGUUUCCCUUAAGCAAUAUGACCUCUGAUUCUUUCAGUCGUGUGUGUUUUUUCAGGUUGUUUGUUAUAGUAAUAUUGUAAACUGGUACUGAAUAAGAGAUCCCUUUGAUCAUCCAGCUAGAUCAUGUUAUGAUUUGCUUAUUUACCUAAUUCCCACAAGAAAUUCCCCCUGUAGGGAGCAGAAUGACUUUCCAGUUAGGCUGACAGUAGAAGCCAGCCCCUGGCGCCACUACCAACUUCUACGUAGAUGAACUGACCCAAACCCAGCUGCGGCUGCUUGAAACAUAAACCUCAGUGUGGUUCUCGUAUUUCUAAUGGGCUGAACCGAAACCUAGCCCUGAGCCAUGCCCUUACACCACACCCCUCGAGCUGUAUCUGGCUUGUGUAAUUCCUAAUCUCACUUCCACGGCUGCAUUUGCGUUUUGCUGCCUCUCUGAUGGAUGUCAGGCUUUAGGAAGAAAACCAUCCUCCCGGUAUACAGCAAAUGCUAAGAGAGAUCCUGGGCCCGUGAGCUGCAUUUCUGAAAAGCAACAGCAGCUCAAACUGUAUCUGGCAGCCUGCAAAGUCUCUGCAGUUCCUUUUCUAAGGUGCAACAAAAAGGAGUGUGGAAGUAGAUGUUGUCUUUUAUUUCCCCAGUUGUGGUAGUGUCUGGACAGGGCCUAGCAAUGUCACUGCUUCUGUCCUAAGGAGCAUCCGAGAGGGGAGAAGACAACCCCCAUGAAGGGCAAAAUGGCUGAAUUUUUAACAGUGAUUUUUUUUUUCUUUAAAAAUGUUAUACUUGAACUCUCUUCUACGGUGUUGCUAAGAAACACAGAUGAUUGGCAUGCACUUACCACCACUUCAAAGCUGUUAUUAGCUGCUUUCUUGAAGGAAGCAAGUCCUGACCAGGAGUUCAGAAAUGGCCUUCCCAUAUGACAGAGCUUCAUUACUGCACUCACACAGUCAUGCUUAAGGCUCUGUUUCCAGGAGAGGUUACACAAGCUGGAGCAUAUCCCAAGGGUGGUUGCCAAAAAUCACCCCUUCUGUAAAUUGGGUUGUGAAUUCCAUUUGUAAAAGCAUAAUGCUGGCAAAUCUACACCUACCUUCAUCUACACACUGGUCAGAUUUUACCAGCGAGGGGCAGGAGCAGCUCCCAUGGCAGGACAGAGGGUGAGGAGGAGAGGGAUUCCCAUCCAUGCAAACAUUCCAAGGUCAGAGCCCCAUCCAACCUGAGCAACCUGAUCUAGUUGAAGAUGUCCCUGCUCAUUGCAAGGGGGUUGGACUAGAUGGCCUUUAAAGGUCUCUUCCAACCCAGACUAUUCUGUGAUUCUGUAUUUUCUCACAGAAGAGGUGCUGGGACACCUGCAGCUGAAUACUCCGAGUUUUGAACCUGGCUCCCUCCUCUUGUUAAGGAAAACCACCUUGUUGGGGUUUCCCUUUGGGCACCUAUACAGCAUUACCUAAAGGUCAUGAUGGAGCACACCUACAUCAGAGAGAUGAACGGGAGCAAUGCAGCCAGCUCCUGUAGCAGCAUUGCAGAUGCCAACGCACCAGACUCAUGGGAAGUUUUCAAUACAGACUUCAAGGUGGAGACCGUGGCUCUAGGCCAGUUCUGGUGUCAUGAAAAAUUAGCAACUAGGAGCAGUGACUCAAAAAUGUAUCUGUAUUCCUUGCUUAUAAAUGACACCAGUCUUGUUACCAGCAUGCGAUAUGAAGCCUAAGAUAUUUAAGCCUCUAGAUGUGUUAGUUAAGACAGAGUGAAAAGCAUUUUUGUAUCAACAGAUUUCAGGCUUUCACACUAAUUGCAGGCUUAGAGUUGUCUUUGAAACUGCAUCUCCUCUUCCUUUAUGAAAGGCUGAGCCAACUGACAUUGGCGCUACGCAAGGAGACUUGCAAAGUCUGAGGGCCAGAAGCAGCUUGCUGAUCAUUCGUGAAGAAAUCCUGCACCCCUGUCUUUGAAGAGGCAAAGCCAUCGAUAGGCGAGAGCUGCAGUCAGAACCAACCGAAAAUAAUUCUCAAAGCAGCUGACAAUAAAAGCGCCACAGUUUAAUAAACCAAACCAAGCACAUUUCUGGAAAGAUGAACAUUAGCAAGAGCUGCUACAGGGGGAUGAAGGAAAGGGUUUGAAUCAUUUUAUGCCUCACUAACCACACUGCAGUUUAUGAACUCUACUUGACAUGUGGCCAGCAAAUCUUUGUGGUAUUUCCUGUGUAACGAGUAAGAAUGAAAGCAAUUCAAGUACGGUUAUGCAGAUUACAUCAACUGAGUUUGAGGCUGGGACAGAAGCAGGUUCAUAUCCUUGGACAAUAGAAAGGCUUUUAAGUUUUCCGCGAGAGCAAGCACACUGCUGCUGGUGAUGAUUAUAUUGUGUCAUUCAAAUACAGCACUACGUAACAGGUACAAAUAACAAAACGAAACGCAAUUAACUCUGCAGUGGUGCCCCAAAAAAUGUAGAAAUGACACUGGGCAACGCAAAUCCCUUCUCUGCAAACUGCGUGAGUCAUGUUCCCCUGCUGUGUCCUGAAAGGGCGAGGGUAGGAACUGCCACAUCGGAGUGGCACGAUGGAUAAUGCAGUCUGCAAAAAUCUCUCGAUAAUGUUAUGUUAUAGGCGAGAGGUACGUCACAUGGCUGCCUGGCUGCGGCUCCCCUGGGAUUUGCUUCAUGACUCAGACACUUCCUAGCUCCCAGCUAUGAGCUAGUUUGAGCUGACUUUGGAAUUUAAGACAAAUAUUUGAUUUGGCUGUGAUUAAUACAUGUGUCCAGAGUUUGCAAAACUGUCAAACUGGUCCCCCCAAAGGCAAAAUUCUGUUUGACUGCAUCUAUGCAUCCCCUUUGGUAGCAAUAGACUUUAUAGGAGCUGAUGAAUUAUUAUUACUACUCUAAACCAGGAGCUUCAGGGGAGGGAAAUUAAAGUAUCUUGUGAAAAAUACAUUUGAUAAGCAAAACCUGUUUUUUUUAAUUCACUUGCAGUCACAGUAUUUGGGAUUUCACUAGCAUUGCUCAAAAACAAAGUAAGUUUUUGUGAAAGCUAUUCUUUCCUUCAGAGAAAUCGAUGAACUACCCCUGGGCUGUCUGUGCAAGCGACCAGGGGAGGGGCUGAUGGGACACUUCGAGCUUCUCAUGUGAGGAGUUAAACUUUUCCUUGGCUUGGGUUCAAGAUGCACAGCUGUGCUCCAACUGCCUGGCCUUUAUUCUGUGGGCUUCAAUAAUAAUGCUUAUAUAUAUGCAAGGAAUUUAGAAUUAGGAAUAAUAGAAAACUUGACAGCUUGCCCUUUCUUUAGGUUUCUUGCUCUUGAAGUUGCUUUAUUUCUCGCCUCCCAUCCCCAGUGUCAUUUUCGCCUGGCUUUUUAAAGCAGCACACCUAGAAAUGAUCACCAACUAAAAAGUUAACAAAUAACAUCCAGGGUUAAGAAUAUCAAAUAGAGACAGGAGGUGUUCGUACUCAGGUCAGAGAUUAAAGAAGUUGUUUCAGAAACAUGAAAUUAACUGACAUAUCUCUGCAGGUUAUUUGGAUAAUUGCAUUUGUAUAGUAUUCACUUACUGGUAAAUAUGUAAAUACUGAAGUAUUUGUAUAUGUGGUCCCUCCAAAGGAAGCAUGCACAGCGGUUAGAGCCAGGAUUAGAGAACGGGACUUCUGCGGGCUAGUCCCAGCUCUGCCACUGACUCACCCGUGACCUUGGGCAAGUCACUUAGCCUCUCUAAUGCCUCAGUUUCCCCAUCUGUAAAAUAGGGAUAAUAAUACUUACCUACCUCGCAGGGGGGGUUAGUUCAUUAUUUAUAAGCACUUUCAGAUCUUUAAAUUAAAGGCGCUAUAUACAGUAAGUAAUUAAUAUUCGUAGCAGUAGUAUGUACUUUUAUUUUCUUACAACUAAUUCAGGUUAGGAUUUAACUCUAUGUCCGUUACAAUAGUUUUCCACGUAGAAAACUAGCAUGGUUUCCCACGAAGGGAAUUUAGGGGACUUCUGUAGGCAGAGAGCAGGAGCAGCAUACCCUGGAAGCCUAAACUCUAACAACCUUGCUUUUGUCAUUUAUGUCUCACCCUUAAUGUCACCUUACUGUAUUUUGUGUUUCAUUCUUUUUCCAAUGGUACAUGUAACAUGAUUUUUAGCAGAAAUAGCCACUGUAAAUACUAAGAGUAUUUAAAUAAAUAUAUUCAUGUAUAAAUAUAAAACCUUACCUUUUAAAGAGGUUAAAAUUGGUUGAUGCAACAGACUUUAAGCAUGAGGAGGUUCCACAGGCAGCCCAGCACUGAUGCACGUGCACAUGGCAGGAUACCGAAGUAGGGCUAUAGGAAAAGUUCACCACAUGUCAUCACCUCCUUAGUAUUCACUUGUCACCCCAUCACUGUCAAGGGCAGCACGUCACACAGGUGACAAGAUGUCACAGGACAGUGCACAAUGCGCUGGGGCAAGGGGAAGCUGCAGCUGAAGGAAAACCAUCCUGCUGCCUAUUUUGCCCUGAGGAGCGGGAUAUGGCAGCUCCCAGACAGUCACCUUGGGCAGUGGCAUGUCACCAACAUGAUGGCUGCUGGAGGAACCUUUCCUGGACAGUGGGAGACUGUCUCCUGCAUCCCUGCGAGGGGACUCUUCACCCCAAUUUCUCUGUAGGUACAAUUUAGGGGUUUAUUUUAGUGCUUACUCAGGAUAAAAGUCUUUGGGUUGAGUGACAGGAGCUCUAUGACGUGACUUGCACAAUAAGGGCACUACGAGCAUUCUGAGCUCCCUUCCAGGAACGCGAGCAGUUGCAGGGUAUCUGCACCGGGUAUUUGGACAGUUACUAACAGCGUAAGCAAGGAUCUGAUUUACUGCUGGGAUUUCUAGCAGGUAGAAAACUACAUAAGCACCUGCUCCUCUUCCCUUGGGACUGCUCCGCUUCGCUUGGCUUUGAUAUUUCUACUUUCCUUUUUGAAAGGCCAAAAUCCCAAAGAAAAACAUAUUUCAAUUAACCAGGAAGAGGUACCUUUUGGUUUAAUUUCUGGCCAAGUUCUCCUUCAGCCAGUUAACUUGUCUGCGGAACAGUGUUGGCACACUGCGGGACAUGGCCAUGACGAAGCUCUGUGCAGCCUCAAAGGCUGAUUUCCAAAGGAACAGGAUCACCCUCCCGUCUCCGUUUUAAUUCCACAGUCAAACAGAAUGGCAAAAAAGAAGCAAAACCAUCCAAACCACUAGGGCUGCCGAGAAUUAAUGAAAGUUGUUACUUAACUAGGAACUCUGUGGAGCUGUUUUUGGGGUGGAUGCUCUGGAAGGACCUCUUCCUUGCACGACGGACUUCCCGGGCCAUCCGGCGCCGCAGCCCCGGCCGAGGUGGGCAGCACGGCUGGUUGGAGCCUGCCCAGGUGUGCUGGAAGCACCAGUCACUCUCAGUCAUGCAACGGUAAAAUUAAUUGGAAUCGGUGAGACUACAGUGAAUAAUAAAUCAGCUCACUGGAGAAGCAUCUGAAAUAAACUGUUACCCAAAUAACCUGUAGUUUUCAGUGAAUGUGUAACUUGAAGCCUCACAACUAUAAAGUCAAGCCCUUACUAGAUUUUUUUUUUUUUUGGAGGCGGCGGCAGCGGGGAGCAUUCUGGGCUAGCCAGAUGAGCAUCUUCUCUAAAGAUUUAUCAUUUGAUUCAAUUUCAUGUUCACACUACUUUUCCCCGUUUCAGGCUAUUACACUUUUACAAGCAAGUCAUUCAUGUAUUAUUCACAAAAUUGCCUCCACCCAGAACAACUACCGCUCCAGAGUAAAUUUUUUUUUUUUUUUUAAGAUGUGCAAAACAAAUGACAAUAACAGCAAUAGGACCCCCC
Chroicocephalus ridibundus (black-headed gull) is the source of this 9798-nucleotide messenger RNA. It is a transcript of the gene TRPC5, whose product is annotated as transient receptor potential cation channel subfamily C member 5. The transcript is spliced from 11 exons. Bases 570 to 3539 code for a protein of 989 amino acids. Gene Ontology annotation, biological process: calcium ion transmembrane transport; regulation of cytosolic calcium ion concentration. Gene Ontology annotation, cellular component: cation channel complex; plasma membrane. Lineage: Eukaryota; Metazoa; Chordata; Aves; Charadriiformes; Laridae. Gene Ontology annotation, molecular function: protein binding; inositol 1,4,5 trisphosphate binding; store-operated calcium channel activity. The record is from RefSeq and is a predicted model, not a curated record.